GACUUUCAAGAUGGCAAGCAUGAUGGCGAGUGGACGGAAGGUCGGCCUUGCUAUUCCAGUUUUGGCAAGUAUCUACAAUGGCUUGAAUAAGAUUUCAUUUUCCUCGCAACUUGAUCAAAUUAAAGUUUGCUUUCCUAUUCAUUAUGUUUAUGGCUGGCUUGCCCAUUAUUUUAAAACUCAUUAUCCACUUACCCAUGGACCAUUUAUUCCCAAGAUGGUGGCCUACUCAGGGGAAGGUGGUGCAAAGUAUUUUGAAAAAAGUGACGCGAGAAGACGCAGUCAUAUUGGGGAAAGCGCGAUUUGGACAUCAACCAUGCUAAAUAAUUCUCAUCCUUACUAUUAUGUAGAUGGUGGUAGAGCGCCAGAGCUGGAUUCAAGUUAUUUUAUGAAUAUCCGUUUUAACUAUCUCCCUCUGAGGUGCGAUAAUUCAUUCAUCAUUGAGCCAUAUAGUCCACAUCGCUUCAGUCGUCAAUUUGGGUUUUAUCAAAACAAGCCUGGUAUUUUGGGGAAUGAUGUCCGCGAUGUAUCUUUAGAUGAAGGGCUCAUGUUUUGGAGGAUUUGCACGAUGGAUCGAUCUAUGUCACGAGCAGUUUUUCCUUCAAUCACUUCCAAUGUAAAGAAACUCUCUUCAGCUGACUACCAGACCUGGUGGAAGAAGACGCACGGGGAUUUCCUUGACAAACACCUGCAGACUUUAAUGAAUAUUGUUGGGCCAAUCGCUACCGCACUCUUGGAAGAAUCAGAUGAAGUAUGCGCAAAUGAAGUCCCCAAUACUAACAUCCCUUGUGCUUCAAAUGCUAAGUUGUCUGGGCAGCACCAAGGAAAGGAAGCUCAAUUGCCUUCAAAUGUUUUAGGAGAAGAGUGCCCUGCUCAAGUCGUCUAUUCUUCCAAAAGACUAUCCCAAGAAAGGAGCGAGAGUAGCAAUGGAGAUCGUAACUUUAAGAGAGUGAAAGCACGUCCAAGCAGCUUGGAAGAUACUAAAACUCCUGUGGUUGAAAUAUCUGACAGCAUUGGUAGCCCUUCGAAGACUAUAACAGCUCCCAUUAAAGAGCCAAGUGGUCUCAGAGUAUUGCAACGAGAAGGGUCACAAGAUAGUACUGAGUCUGUAUCUGGUCCGGACUUAAUGCAACCACUUUUUACAGCCAGAGUAGGAAAAGAUUCAACCUCCCUUCCUCGUGAUGAAGUUAGAGAAAGAUUGAGUUCUGAUAUACACAAGCGUCCAGCAGCUUCGGUGUCCGUGUUCGAUGGAAAGAAGGUUGUCCUAAACCAUCGAAAGAAGUUUAUCUCUACUCUUUGGGAUGUGAUUCAAGGUAAGCUCUCGAGAAGUGAUGUAGAUUGCGCUUCGUCCCUUGAAGAUGAGAUCCGAGUGAUCCUCGAAGAGAUGGAUGGCAAGGAUGUGGAUGUUUCACCUUUGAUAAAAUUAUUGAACUCCUUCUUUGAGUUUGCUGCUUCAUAUGACCAGACACGAUCAACUCUGCAUGAUAAGGAUGUGGAAGCCGCAAGAAAAGAGUCGUUUAUAGCAGCUGGAGAGCGUCUUUCGAAUGCCAUGCUCGAAGAGUACAAAAAGGUUGCAGAAGUAUCCUCUAUCCAUCAAUCCCUAGAUAAGGUGAAGGAGAAGAUAGAGAAGCUGCGAAAAAAGGAGAGACAUUUAGAAGCCCUCUUAGAAGUCACCGAUAAAGAAGUUGAAGAAGCCAAAUUAGGAGCCUCGACUGCUAGCAAUGAGUUCGAUGCAUGCUUUGACGUAGACUUAUCGAGUGCUGACGACUUGAUUGAUUUGGAGCAGAAGAAGGAGCGUCUAGAAGCGAUGCGCCAAGACUUAAUCAAUUAUAAAUUGUGUUUAGAUUAGUCUAUAGGAACAUUUUUUUUUCUUGCUCUCCUUUUAUUUUCCUGCCUUUAAUUAGUUGAUGUUCUCGAUAGUAAUAAAAGCUUCUUGCGUUUUGGUUUA
Messenger RNA from Lycium barbarum (goji berry), 1945 nucleotides. RefSeq lists its product as uncharacterized. NCBI's taxonomy places the organism in Eukaryota, Viridiplantae, Streptophyta, Magnoliopsida, Solanales, Solanaceae. The record is from RefSeq and is a predicted model, not a curated record. Bases 11 to 1846 code for a protein of 611 amino acids. The transcript has 2 exons.